GGAGAAGAAAGUUCUGGGUUCUCACCCCAAGCUGCAUGGUGAGCGCGCAUGAGCUGAAGUGACCUGUACGUCUCACCUUUGGAAAGGAACCAUGGUAGGCUCAGGCCUCCUGUGGCUGGCCUUGGCCUCCUGCAUUCUGACCCUGGCAUCUGCGGUGCACCAAGACUACAGAAAGCCCAGAGAAACCAGUUCCUAUAAGCUGGAUGUGGUAUGUGGGGCCCCUGGCACCCCGGAGGCCGAUCUCUGUUUUGACCCCUGCCAGAAUUACACCCUGCUGAAUGACCCCUCUCGCAGCUCUGAGAACACAGAGGGAACCUUGAUGUGUGACCAGGACCUCCAUGGCUGGUACCGUUUUGUGGGUGAAGGAGGAAUCAGGAUGCCGGAGACCUGUGUCCCAGUCUAUCGAUGCCAGACCUCCGCUCCUAUGUGGCUGGAUGGACCCCACCCUGUGUCAGGUGAUGGCAUCGUCAACCGUACUGCCUGUGCCCACUGGAGCGAAAACUGCUGUUUCUGGCAGUCGGUGGUGCUGGUGAAGGCCUGCCCGGAAGGGUACCACGUGUACGGCUUUGAGGGCACCCCAGAUUGCUACCUGAGAUACUGCACAGACCCCUCCACUGGCGAGGUGGAGGGCGAGUGUGAGGAGGAGUGUCGUCCUGAGGAGGAGUGCCUGGCUCAAGAUGGCAUCGGUCACUGUGUCUGCAGACAGGACCUCAGUGUCUCUGAUGUUCACAGUUUGCAGCCUCAGCUGGACUGCGGGGCCGAGGAGAUCAAGGUGAAGCUGGAUAAAUGUUUGCUGGGAGCCCUGGGCUUUGGGGAGGAGGUCAUUGUCUACCUGAAAGACCGGAACUGCAGCAGUGUGAUGCAGACAGAGGAUGGAAACUGGGUGUCCACAACCAGCCCUGUCCAGGCCAGUGCCUGUGGGAACAUUCUGGAGAGAAAUGGAACCCAUGCCAUUUACAAGAACACCCUCUCCUUGGCCAGCGACUUUAUCAUCCGGGACUUUCUCGUCAACAUCAACUUCCAGUGUGCCUACCCCUUGGAUAUGAAGGUCAGCCUCCAAACCGCGCUUCAGCCCAUUGUCAGUUCCCUGAAUGUUAGUGUGGAUGCGGGGGGAGAGUUCACAGUCAGGAUGGCACUCUUCCAAGACCAGAGCUACACGCUUCCUUACGAAGGGGUCAAAGUGGUGCUGCCGGUGGAAUCCAUGCUGUACGUGGGCGCCAUCUUGGAGCAAGGAGACACCUCCAGGUUUAAUCUGUUGUUGAGGAACUGCUAUGCCACUCCCACAGAAGACAAGGAUGACCCUGUGAAGUACUUCAUCAUCCGAAACAGCUGCCCAAAUCAACAUGAUUCCACUAUUAGCGUGGUGGAAAAUGGGAUAUCUGCGCAAAGCCGGUUCUCUGUUCAGAUGUUCAUGUUUGCUGGAAAUUACGACCUUGUUUUCCUGCAUUGUGAGGUCCAUCUCUGCGAUUCCCUUCAUGAACAGUGCCAACCUUCCUGCUCAAGAAGUCAACUCCGGAGUGAAGUGGCAGCCAUUGACCUAGCCCAGGUUCUAGACUUGGGACCCAUCACCAAGAGAGGUGCCCAAACCCUUGGAGUCAUGAGUGGAGCCCCUAGCAUGGCAGGGUUCCUGGCAGCCUGGCCUGGCCUCCUCCUUCCUGUCCUGCUGGCUUGGCUGUUCUGAGAACCAGGCUGGGCAUCUCGGGCCUGGAAGUCUGUGCUCUUCCCUUCCUAGUGAUGGCUUCUGAUCACCUUCAGCACAGCUGGGUGGCUAACACAUCACAGGGGGAGACACAAGGCAGGCCUAGGAGUUGGGGGGAAGGGGAGCAUGUUCACCUCCUGUAAUGUAUGAGAACAUCUUGUCUGCCUCCUUGGGGAAGAUGGUUCUGGACUGGCCUUCUCCUCUUCUCAUUCAUCUGUGGGACUUGGAAAGCAAAUCCUGUGGCUCCGAGUAGAAAGAUGUGUCCCAUCGUGGUGGGGGUGGGAAGGGCCCUUCCUUUGAUCCUUCACACAUGUCUUCUCUCCUGGCUGCUUAUGAA
Molecule: messenger RNA, 2036 nt
Organism: Perognathus longimembris pacificus (Pacific pocket mouse)
Lineage: Eukaryota; Metazoa; Chordata; Mammalia; Rodentia; Heteromyidae
Gene: Gp2
Product: glycoprotein 2
Exons: 11
Coding region: 92-1681 (529 amino acids)
Biological process (GO): neutrophil migration
Cellular component (GO): apical plasma membrane; cell surface
Source: RefSeq, a predicted model, not a curated record